UAGGGAAGCACAGGAAGGGUUAGACAAAGUUUGGUUCUGAUUGGUUGGAAGAAUGCGCGUUGUUUUAUCAAACUUUUUUUAUUAUUGCGGUAGCGUCCAUUUUGUGGAAGGUUAAGCAUUAAGGCAUUUUUUUAAUUAUUUGAGAGCUUCUAAUCCAAGCGCUGUAGUGGGCCUUCAAAAAAAUGAAGCUUUUUAUCGGCAACGUGGACGAACAGGUGACUGAGGAUGAUCUCCAUGGGUUGUUCAGUAAAUACGGCACUGUGACUAGUUGCGCAGUAAUGAAGCAAUAUGCCUUUGUACAUAUGAAAGAAGACGACGCAGCUAGACGAGCUAUUGAAGGGCUGAACGGCUUUACUCUUCAUGGGCGGACGAUCGCAGUUGAAUAUUCCAAACCUCGUCCUGCUCACACCACCAAGGUUUUCGUUGGAAAUAUUGGGGCAGGAUGUUCUAGUAGGGAACUGCGAGAACGCUUUGAAAAAUUUGGAAGAGUUGUUGAAUGCGACGUUGUACGAGAAUAUGCUUUUGUUCACAUGGAGAAGGAAAGUGAUGCAUUGAAAGCUAUUGAACAUCUGAAUGGAACAGAAAUAAAAGGCAAGAUUGUUUGUGUUGAGCUUUCAAAGACCAAUAGAAGAGACCGCCCAACUGCUCAAACACAGCAAAUUGAACGAGAAAGAGAGAGAGGCAGAGACAGAAACCGAGAGAGAGAGAGAGGGAGGAGAGGUGAACGACUUGAUGCAUUAGAGAGAAGAACCUCUAAUGCUCCUUCAAACUACCCUUCUAGGGAUCCAUUUGCAGCUGCAGUUUACCGCUCACGUCCAGAGUAUGGAAGUCGGUACAGCCCAUCUCUAGACGUGAGGAAAAGACCAGUCUCCCCUCUCUAUGGGAGAGACAGAAGCCCCCUACGUUCGUCGUUAUCAUCUUACUUGUCAUCAUCAGAACGAAGCCUGACAACAUCCUCUUCUGCAGCCCCAUUAUAUGAACGCACACGGCUUUCUCCUCCUCGUGCAUCAGGCGGUUUGGAAAGCAGUUAUAGAAGACUGGCAGAUGAUUCUCUCAUUAGCAGGUAUGGUCUUGAACGCAGUUUUGAACGCAGUUUACCAGAAUUAUCGGAUACUCGACGUUACUCUGAACUUGAGUCUUACCGUCGUACUGUGGAUCAUCCCACUGAUUAUCGCCGUCUUCCAGAGUCAAAGUUAGAUUUCCGUCGUCCUGCCGAUGACUUGUCUGAUUACCGCCUUUCUCCAAACGCCGAUUACCGCAGUUCAGCACAGCUAAGCGCUGAUUGGCGCAGUUCAGCACGUCUAGGUGUUGAUUAUUAGUGUCAUGAUGUAUAAUCUGUCUUUCUUGGAUUUAAGCAUCAAAGUUUAUCAUCUUGGUUUCAACACUGCAGUUGAGGACAUAAACCUUUUAAACGAAAAUAUUAGGACUUGCCAUCUGUAACUUUUUUUUUUCUGUUCAUAAAGUAUCCUGAAAAAACUUGUUUCUGAUAUUGAGCAUUUUUUGAGGGGGUGCUGGUUGUAGUUCAGCAUCUGGCUGGAGGACUUGAGGCUACCACUUGUCCUCUUUGGAUUCUAAGGUUUUGUGUGUGUGUGUGUGUGUGUGUGGGGGGGGGGGGUUGCAGCCUUUUGAUAUACGAUGGUCUGCUGGCUGUGACUUUAGGUAUAGUAGGAAAAAUUUAUGUUUGCAAGAAAAUGAGUAGUGUGUUCCGUAGCAUAAAGAUCCUAACUUUGCAUUACAGAGUUAGGAUAUCUCCGUUCUUUUUGAUAGUCUCUUCAUGUCCUCCCCGGUAAUAAUUUUUUUUUGCGCAGUGCUGGUUUUGAGUUGAAGGUUGAGUAUUACAGGAGUGAUUUUUUUUUUUGGUAAUUCCACCUUCCUGAUGCUUUGUCAUGCUCUGGAGUCUAUGAAUAUUUUUUGGGGAGCAAGCUGUAUAACAAUCGAAGCUGAUAGCAUUAGUUGGAGCAUGUAGCAGUCUGAGCUCCUUUGUCUCAAAUUUAUCUGCAGUAUUACAGAAACGCUCAGUUUUAACCCCCCCCCCUUCCCUUUGUCUGACCCAGUUGUGACCCUGCAACUUAUUGUACAGGUAAGACUUGUCUUUGCUUAUUUUAUCAUGAAGAGCAGUACAAGUUAAGUAACCUUCCUUAUUACUUUUGUACAGCUGCAUACUGCAUCUUUACACUUUUUUGAUUUAUUGCGUAACUGAUGUGCAACAAAUGCUCAUUUAAGUUUGAGUAGGGUUUUACUCUAAAGUUUGUUUUACGGAUUCUAUUUUUUUACAUGACAGUUCAGUGUGAUAUUAAUUCUAUAAAUUUACAUGCAAGUUAACAGUUUGUGGGGUGUUAACUGCUUUUGUAAAAUGACUGAUCUAGUUAAGGGGCACAUUAAUUAGUUGUGUCCUUUUGUUAGCUAGACAGGCUGUAGUGCCUUUUUUCACUGCAGUGGAAGUAUUUCACGUACUUUGGAUCCAUUUGACCUGUUCAGUGUUUACCCUGUUUUCUCUUUAGAAACAUGCACCUGAGUGAACGAAGUUUCACACUGCACUCUAAUCCUUUCAGCCUCUUGCUGGCUCCCUGGUGUCUUGUCUUGCUGUUAUUGGUUAUAUCAGCAGAUAUGGUUUGAGUGGGGUGCAUACAGUGAGAAAUAAAUUUGGGUCUGAGAUUGUUAUCCCUGUUGUUUUCUUAUUUUGGACAGAAGCAGCUAAGAGCAUGAUUGUUUCCACAUAUUCCCCAUUGUGGAAGUCUUUUGUGUCUUUUCUGCAUGCUUAUUUCAUUACCUCUGAUUUCUGAUCCCAGUGCAAGUUUUACUGGGAUAGAGAACUGGCUUUUGGCUGGUGUCUCCACUGUUGAAACAUGGAUUCUUGUCUUCUGUUUGGGGUUCCCUUUUACUAUUUGGUAGCCAACUUUGUCUUUAGGUAAACACAAGAGGUACUUUUUUCAAAACAUUGUAGUAUUCUGAUUUCUAGCCUUGUAGCUUACUUUCCAGCUUUCAAGAGCCCUUGAUGUGAGCUGCGCCCACUUUAGAUCCUUUAUAUUUUGUCUUCUGGUUUGCUGAAAUGCCUUUUGUUUGAAUUGCUUAAUCUAAGCAUUACAUUACUCGUCACUUUGCAAAGGUUGCAUUUUCUUCAUGUACUGCUCCAUUAAAAUGGGUUUGUAGUGUGGGUCGGUACACAUGGAUAACAUUGUACCAUUCACAGAACUCUGUAGCUCCCAGCAUUCGUUGUGCUUCAAAUAAGCUGGAAUGAAAAUUAAAUUUUCUUUCAUUCAUGUUUGUUUAAAUAAUAACGUAUGUUUGCAUCUUUUUUUGUAGAGACAUUUUCAUUCACUCCAGAGUGUAAAUUUCUUUUUUGCAGGAAGAAUAAAGUUUUAAUUUUGGAA
Molecule: messenger RNA, 3371 nt
Organism: Protopterus annectens (West African lungfish)
Lineage: Eukaryota; Metazoa; Chordata; Ceratodontiformes; Protopteridae
Product: RNA-binding protein 14-like
Exons: 4
Coding region: 183-1319 (378 amino acids)
Cellular component (GO): cytosol
Molecular function (GO): mRNA binding
Source: RefSeq, a predicted model, not a curated record